GCCGCCCGCGCUCCGCCGCCGCCGCCGCCGCUCCGGCCAUGGCGCUGGUCACCCUGCAGCGCUCGCCCACGCCCAGCGCCGCCUCCUCCUCGGCCAGCGCCAGCGAGCUGGACGUUGGCAGCGAUGAGGAACGCAAACUCAACCUGAGUUUAAGCGAGAGCUUUUUUAUGGUCAAAGGAGCUGCGUUGUUCCUGCAGCAAGGAAACAGUCCGCAAGGGCCACCCCGGAGUCUCCUGCAGCCUCACAAACAUGCAGGUGAUUUGCCGCAGCACCUUCAGGUGAUGAUCAACCUCCUUCGCUGUGAGGACAGAAUCAAGCUGGCCGUACGCUUAGAAAGUGCCUGGAGCAAUCGCGUGAGGUACAUGGUGGUCGUCUACAGCACCGGGCGCCAAGAUACCGAGGAGAACAUUCUCCUGGGCGUGGACUUUUCCAGCAAGGAGAGCCAGAGUUGUACCAUCGGGAUGGUGUUACGUCUGUGGAGCGAUACGAAGAUCCACCUGGAUGGAGACGGCGGGUUCAGCGUCAGCACGGUGGGCAAGACGCACAUCUUCAAACCGGUCUCGGUGCAAGCCAUGUGGUCUGCCUUGCAGAUCCUCCACAAGGCUUGCGAGAUGGCUCGGAGGCACAACUACUUCCCGGGGGGGAUGGCGCUUGUCUGGGCCACCUACUACGAGAGCUGCAUCGCCUCCGAGCAGAGUUGCCUCAACGAGUGGAACGCCAUGCAGGACCUGGAGUCCCCACGCCCCGACUCGCCUGCCCUCUACAUGGACAAGCCAACUGAGCGCGAGAGGGCUGAACGACUGAUCAAGGCCCAACUCCGGAGCAUCAUGAUGAGCAAAGAUCUGGAGAACGUGACUUCCAAAGAAAUCCGGAACCAGCUGGAGAAGCAGAUGAGCUGCAAUUUGAAAGAAUUCAAGGAAUUCAUCGACAACGAGAUGCUGCUCAUCCUGGGCCAGAUGGACAAGCCCUCCCUCAUCUUCGACCACCUCUACCUGGGGUCCGAAUGGAAUGCCUCGAACCUGGAGGAGCUUCGGGGCUCAGGCGUGGACUACAUUUUGAACGUCACCAGGGAGAUCGACAACUUCUUCCCAGGGCUGUUUGCAUACCACAACAUCCGCGUCUACGACGAAGAAACGACCGACCUCCUCGCCCACUGGAACGAGGCUUACCGUUUUAUCAACAAAGCCAAGAAGAACCACUCCAAGUGCCUGGUCCAUUGCAAGAUGGGUGUGAGCCGCUCCGCGUCCACCGUCAUCGCCUACGCCAUGAAGGAGUUUGGGUGGUCAUUGGAGAAAGCCUACAAUUACGUCAAGCAGAAGCGCAGCAUCGCUCGGCCCAAUGCCGGGUUCAUGAGGCAGCUGCUGGAAUAUCAGGGAAUACUGGAUGCCAGCAAACAGCGCCACAACAAGCUCUGGAAACAGCAGGCGGGAGGCGGCUUCUCCCCCAGUUUGGAAAGCUCCGCCGGGCCCACCGAAUUCCUGCUCGGCAGCCUGGAGGACAUGGACCUGGGGCCUCCCAGCCCGCCUCUCUGCACCGACCACCGGACGCCCCUGGAGUUGGUGGGCCUCCACUACUGCUUGCGGCGCCUCUCCGACUCCUUGCCAGGCCCCCCGGAGCUGUGCCUGCAGGUGGAGGACCUGGAGGCCGACUCCAUCCUGGAGGAGGAGGAGGAGGAGGUGCUGCUGGGCCAGCUGCAGGCAGCGGAGCCGGGCGUCCAGGGGGAGGCCGAGCUGUCCAGCACCGCAGGCCCCGAGAGCCAUCAGAAGGCCUCGGCUGCCCAGCUGGGGGAGGAGAAGCCCCUCGAGCGAUGGAAGCGCCGGUUGAUGGACGGGGAGGGCCGGCCCAUCGGCGAGAACCUGAAUAACAACAACAGUAAGAGGAGCUGCCCGGAUGACUUUGAACACGAAGCGCUCUUUGGGAUCCUGAACCGAGUCAAGCCCCCCUACAAAUCCUGCACUGACUGCCUGUAUCCCUUGGGGGGGUCCCCUCCUGAAGCCUUCAGGGACCCCCCAGGGGCCCUGCCAGCAGAGACCCCUGGCCCACGGGCCGCCGUCUGCACCCAGCCCUCCUUCCCGGCCUCUCUGGAGCAGGCCUUCUGCCAGGGGCCUCGGAAGGAACCCCAGGAGCUCCCGAUGGUGGUGGGAAGCGAGGCCCAGGACGUCAGUCCCGACCGGCCGGCUCCAGGCUGGCCCUGUGGCCCUUCUGAGAAGCCCAGGGAGGCCCCGAAAGCCCCGGGAGGCGCCUCGCCUGGCUCCAGGCCUUCUCUCUGUGAGGGAAGCCCCGUCUCCAAGCACGAUUCUUUUCCAAGAAAAGAGGCUCGGCAGACGAAGGACCUGAAAUACUUGCUCUUCAGCAAAGACCUGGAGAAGCCGACCACAAACAGUUACCUGAUGCAGCACCAGGAGUCUCUUCUGCAGCUCCAGAAGGCCGGUUUGGUGCGCAAGCACACCCAGGAACUGGAGCGCCUCAAGGCCCCGCCCUCCGACCUGGCCGGGCAGGGCAAGGAGUGUUCCGGAGGCCCCGCCGAUGUGGCGACCAUCUUGGAAGAGGAGCCCCAGGAGAUGGCGGCGGUUGAGAGUCGACUGCCGCUCGCCUCCCAGGGCCCCCCGGAGAAGCUCCCGAAGGCCCUGCUGGCUGCCGGAGCCUCCCAGAAGACCUCCACGCCCGUCCCCUCCAGGGGGGACCACACGAGCACCUUCACCAAGGACUUCCUGAAGACCGUCUGCUACACCCCGCCCUCUUCCAGGAGCUCCAACCUCACGCGGAGCUCCAGCAGCGACAGCAUCCACAGCGUCCACGGGAAGCCCGGGCUGGUGAAACAGCGGACGCAGGAGAUUGAAACCCGGCUGCGGCUGGCCGGCUUGACCGUCUCCUCUCCGCUGAAGCGCUCCAACUCCCUGGCCAAGCUGGGCAGCCUCGACUUGGCCUCCGAGGACCUGAUGGGCGAGCUGGACCUGUCGCCCUUGGCCCACGCGAGGGAGGCCACGCCAAGCGAGCCUCCCGCCCUUGGCAACCUCCCCUCCUGGAAGGGCAUGGCAGACGGGCUCCAGCCCUUGGGGCAACUGAAGCACACCCCCCGGGUGGGGAAAAGCUGACCCCUUUGCGGUGUCCUUGUUUUAAUGGAUGCUUUUAGUUUUGCCUGUGCUAAACCCAAUUUUACCUUGUUCAGAACAGACGAGAGUUGCCUUCCGCUUCUCAGGUGGCCCUUCCAGCCAAGAGGCCACCGACCGAGGAGCCCCUGAGAAGGGGGCCAGCCCAAGGAGGAGGCGCAGGGCCCUGGUGCGUCUCUCACGGCCUCUUCUCGACUUCGAUCGGGCAGCGCCAGCCUUCCUUACAUGCCAAAAAAAAGGUCAAAAGGACCCAGAGGUUGGCUUUGAAGGUCAAGCCAAGUGUUACUCUUCCUCCUUUAAGGGCCCCUCGUGCAAAAGGACCCAAAGGGGACGCAAAUGCUACCUCCGAUCUUCAGAUCUACGUAGAUAGGCAGACACCUCUGUGUGUGUGUGUGCGUGUGUGUGUGUAGUUUUAAGAUUUUCCAAACCUUUCCCCUGAAACUCAUUUAUUCCUAAGGAAAAAAUAGCGCUUAGGUCAAUGGGAUUAUCGUCCUGGCCUCGUGGCUCACUCAACACACCUGAAAUGGCAGAGUAGUUCGAGCAUUUUUGCUGGCCAUACUGGCCAAGGUCCCCAUCUAAACUGACCAGUGGCUGACAAGGCUGUUGUUUUCCCUCCAAACGUGAUCGUUUUGUUUGGGGGUGUUGGGUGGGACCCCCUGAUUCUCCCUCCCUUCUGCUGUACCUGCUCCAUAUACCUGUUCCAUGUUUACUGUUUCUCCCGAUCCUGUUGAACACUGUAAAUUUCAUUGUAGUGUUACCUAGUGUGGUAGGACCGGUAAUGUAUGUUUCCUGGGGCAUUAAACAC
Notechis scutatus (mainland tiger snake) is the source of this 3915-nucleotide messenger RNA. It is a transcript of the gene SSH1, whose product is annotated as slingshot protein phosphatase 1. Gene Ontology annotation, biological process: negative regulation of actin filament polymerization; protein dephosphorylation. The record is from RefSeq and is a predicted model, not a curated record. Lineage: Eukaryota; Metazoa; Chordata; Lepidosauria; Squamata; Elapidae. Gene Ontology annotation, molecular function: actin binding; phosphatase activity.